This is a messenger RNA of Drosophila bipectinata, 1183 nucleotides long. RefSeq names its product SPRY domain-containing protein 7. Lineage: Eukaryota; Metazoa; Arthropoda; Insecta; Diptera; Drosophilidae. The record is from RefSeq and is a predicted model, not a curated record. Gene Ontology annotation, molecular function: protein binding.
UCAAAUCUGAAACAAAAACAAAGCCAAGCCGUAAACGGCAGAAAAUUAACACUCUCCGCAAAAUCUAAAAUAUUUGCGGCCUACUUUAUAAAACGAUAAUCCUUUCGGGAUGUUUUGCUGCCUACGCACCUGUCUAAAUGGAGGACAGCUAAGAAAACCCGUGGCAGCUGCCAGGAGCCAUGAACCAGAAGUCCAUCUUGAUGCAGCGCAUAUGGGUCCAGACGUGAUCCUGCUGUCACACCAGCUCCGCGUAACAGGAACUGGAGGUGUCCUGGCCACGGCUCCCUUGGUCCAGUCGAAAUCCUACUUCGAGGUCAAAAUUCAGCAAGGUGGCAGUUGGUCCGUUGGAGUGGCCACCCGGCAAACGGAUCUUAGUAGGAAGUGCGGUGGAGGGGACCGCGAGUCCUGGUGCUUGUGCUCCGACAACGCCACCCGCCACAACGACCAAGAGGAGUUCCAAGUGGUAGUGCCUUCAGCAUGCACCACCCAGCCAUCAAAGACAGCCAACGGCAUCCUCAACAGCAGCGCAGCCAGAGCGGCAGGACUCAUCGCCAUAGAAGAUCUGCAACAGGAGGAUCUGCUGAUGACUACAGGAGUUGCUCCACCAGAGGAUAGCAUUGGUGACACCUUGAUAACUUCACCGAAACGGGACUAUCCAGACGAAGGGGAUAUUGUGGGUGUGGCGUUUGAUCACGUGGAGUUGAAUUUCUACUUCAAUGGAAAAAAUCUGGAGGUUCCCUUCAGGAAUGUGCGGGGAGCAGCAUUGUUUCCUGUCAUCUAUGUGGGAAAUGGCGCCAUUCUGGACAUUAUCUUGGAUAACUUUUCGCACGGUCCUCCGCCCGGCUUUGAGCGUAUCCUGCUAGAACAGUCUCUUCUUUAGAAGGUUGCAUACAAAAAGGGCCUUAAAAAAAGAAAAGCUUCAGAACAAAAUAACAUUCAAUGAAAUACGAAAUAGAAAGUGCGUUUUAGGAUUAUAGGAAGUUCAUUUUCGCUUAAAGAUUUUUUUAAAAAGAGGUAUAAAAUAAACCAUAAAUUCUAGUCAAAAAUUUUCAACUUUACCGCAUCCAAGUAUUUAGAACCUUGUAGUUAUAAAGCGCACUGUUCUAUUCAUUUGAGAACGAUUGUAUAAAAUUUGAAACUUCUCUAGUCCUUGUACUCCCAAAUCCAGAAUGUGUUGUUUUUA